This is a messenger RNA of Owenia fusiformis, 1667 nucleotides long. The record is from the annotation of a GenBank genome assembly. Lineage: Eukaryota; Metazoa; Annelida; Polychaeta; Sabellida; Oweniidae.
CUUCACUUCUUCGAGUCCUCCAAUCGACUGGAACAUUUAUUUUCAUAAAGGAGUUAGAGAAAUUGCAGUGGCGACCCCUUUAUUUUGUUUAUGUAUCAUGCUAAACGUCUUGGUUAUCGUGGCAAUUCGAAGAAUGUCUGGGAGUACAUCGUUCAUGCAUCGCCUGAUGAUCAAUUUAGCGUUAGGUGAUAUAUUAGGGGCAGGUUAUCAAUGGCUGUGGGCGCUAAAGCUUGCUACUCUCCACCUCACCAAGAAUCGCUGGGUCUGCUUUCACAAUGCAGCUGUGUUAGUCAGGGUCGUCAGUUAUUCUGUCUGCUCGUUAACGUUGUUUUUCGUGGCCUAUUUCCGAUACAUUGCAAUAUGCCACCCUAUGUCGAAUCUGAAGAGAUCGGUGACGUCACGCACGGUUAUACUCGCCAUAUGGGGCUUAUCGUUUCUCCUUUGUUUCCCGAUAUUACUCGUACAUUUUAUAAUUGCCCCAGACCCGAAUUGUAUACUAGGAGACAAGGCGCCCAAAUUGCUCCAAGUUUCUGAAAUUUACUAUCAAGUUUGGAGUGGAAUCAUCAUACUUUUGAUAAUCUCGGUUGUCCUGAUAUAUCUACGUGUAUUUAUCGAGGCGCAAGUUCUAAGACCACACAUCGGGAAUUCCACCAGUUCGAGGAAGGAUACAAAAGAUAAUUACAACGCACUAACAACAACACUCCUUCUUACGGCUACACUUGCCUUUGCAAUACUACCACAUUUCAUUUUUAAUUUUAUACUCAAUUAUAAACCAGAACUUAUCGAAAAACUCCCAGAUUAUGUUCCAGAACUUUUUGAUUUCCUUCCGUUUUUUAACUUUCUGUCGGAUCCUAUCAUUUAUGGGUUUAGAACGAAACAGGUGAGACUGCAAUGCAAACGAUUGCUUCGAUGCAACACGGACGAAAGGGGGAGCACCACAGACUCUGUGACGUCUGUGACGUAUACGAGUACGUACAGAGGGAACAACGCGGGGAAAUACAGUAUGAAAGUCCGUAAUCCUAGCAUUAUCAGUAGCGAUGCCAGUGGUCCUGCUGGAGGACGAAACGUCGGUGAAUCGGCAGUAGUUACAAAGAUAUAAUUAAAAUUGUGAAUCAUAUAAAACGAUGAAACAAACUCAAGAAUUGUGUGGCCAUUAUUUUAGGUCCUUCAAGUGGUCCAUCCAUUGACGAAACAAUAUUAGGCAAAUCUAAGGAUAACAUAACAGAAAAUUCCUUAUAAACGUACACUCCAAAUAAGUAGAAAUACUCGAAAUUCUCGUAAUUUUCUAAAAAGAAGCAAAUUUUUUGACCCUACACCUGCCCCCACCUUCCCAUAGAUCACCAGUGGGGUCGGCCACAGAAACAUCGCAGACACGAUGUGGAGUUAUAAUAGUAAAGAAAAAAUAAAGAACCCCAAAUUCGUCAACGAAUUAGAUGAAUUCGUACCGCAAACAUUUUGGUCCAUGCAACUGAUGUUCAGUGAUUAUUCAAAUACGACAUCUAAUGGAGAAACUAGACAUCUACAAAUUAUGGAUAACUGAUUAGGAACAAAGGUAUAAUCUCAAUGCAAAAUAUAUCCAACAGAAUUAAAGCUAUGAUUUGAAAAUAGUGAAUGUUCAUUGACGAUAUCAUACACGCUAAAUUGAAUUAUAUGGACGUUAUUCAAGC